CCCAGCCAGUCAGCAGGCAGCUCGACCAGACCGCGUCUGCCGGAGCGCAUGGCCGGGCGCGACCACCGCUGGGCAGCCACGUCGCCCUCGUCGUCCGGGCGGCGCUGGGCGUGGAGCCCCGCGCUCUCUGACCGCGGCACCAUCAGCAGGGGCAGGGGCAGCAGCAGCAGCAGCAGCUCCUCCUCCUCCUCUUCCUUGAGGUCCCUCUUCCGCUCCAUCGGGGUCUGGUUCACGUCGUCGGCCUCCAGGAGGCGCCGGAUCAAAGAGGCCGCGCCGGCGGCGGUUGACGUGAUCAAGAACAAGAAGCCGCCGUUGCCGGCGCAGACGACCGGGGGGAAGCCGUCCGCCCGCGGGCUCUACCUCUACGCCGGCAGCAGCGGCUCCCGGAACGGCAGCGGGUGGCAGCAGCAGCUGCGGCCGUCGUUCCAGAGCUCCGUCUUCUCCAUGGAGGAGAUCCUCCGGGCCACCAACAACUUCUCGCCGGCGCUCAAGAUCGGCCAGGGCGGCUUCGGGGCCGUCUACAAGGGCGUCCUCCCCGACGGCACCGUCGUCGCCGUCAAGCGCGCCAAGAUGCGGAUGCAAAACCCUCACGUGGACGUGGAGUUCCGCAGCGAGGUCAAGAUCAUGGCGCGCAUCGAGCACCAGAGCCUGGUGCGCUUCUACGGCUACAUGGAGUGCGGCGAGGAGCGCAUCGUCGUCGUCGAGUACGUCCCCAACGGCACCCUCAGGGAGCACCUAGACAGGUGCCACGGGCGUUUCCUCGACUUGGGGACCCGCCUCGACAUCGCCAUCGACGUCGCCCACGCCGUCACCUACCUCCACAUGUACUCCGACCACCCCGUCAUCCACCGCGACAUCAAGUCCUCCAACAUCCUCCUCACCCACUCGCUCCGCGCCAAGGUCGCCGACUUCGGCUUCGCCCGCCUCGGCACCUCCGGCGCCGGCGCCGGCGAGGCCACGCACGUCACCACGCAGGUCAAGGGCACGGCGGGCUACCUCGACCCGGAGUACCUCAAGACCUGCCAGCUCACCGACCGCAGCGACGUCUACUCCUUCGGCGUCCUCCUCGUCGAGCUCGCCUCCGCGCGCCGCCCCAUCGAGACCAAGCGCGAGAUGAAGGAGCGCCUCACCGCGCGCUGGGCCAUGGCCAGGUUCAUCGGCGGCGCCGCCGCCGACGUGCUCGACCCGCACCUCGCGCGCACGCCCGCCGCGGAGCGCGCGCUCGAGAUGCUGCUGGAGCUCGCCUUCCGGUGCAUGGGGCCCGUCAGGCAGGACAGGCCCGCCAUGAGAGACUGCUGCAGGGCGCUCUGGGCCAUCAGGAAGACAUACAGGGACAUGCUCGCCGCCGACGUCACGCCCCAGGAGCACUCCGACCGACUAGUCACCGGCGCCGCCGACCUCAUCUGAUGCCUGCCUGAUGAUGAUCCAACGCAACGCAACAACCUUACUAGUACUCUUACACUAUUGCUAGCUACUACUAACUGAUUUGCUUUGACUGACUCUGCUCUGCUGUAAAUAUAGACCAACCAAACAUUUGUUGUUGCAUUUCUCUUCUUCUCAUCAAUUAAUUAUACAUUUUACGAGCAGUCGCCAUUGGCAACGUACUGCAAGUCACCGGUUUGCCUAAUUAGCCUGAUGAAUCAUAGCAUAAUUUGUUCUGCAA
Molecule: messenger RNA, 1663 nt
Organism: Panicum virgatum (switchgrass)
Lineage: Eukaryota; Viridiplantae; Streptophyta; Magnoliopsida; Poales; Poaceae
Product: calmodulin-binding receptor-like cytoplasmic kinase 2
Exons: 4
Coding region: 49-1407 (452 amino acids)
Biological process (GO): protein phosphorylation
Molecular function (GO): ATP binding; protein kinase activity
Source: RefSeq, a predicted model, not a curated record